Molecule: messenger RNA, 2919 nt
Organism: Symbiodinium pilosum
Lineage: Eukaryota; Dinophyceae; Suessiales; Symbiodiniaceae
Source: the annotation of a GenBank genome assembly
AUGCCCAGCCUUUUCCGCAUAAUUUGCGACAAGAGCAAGGAUAGCAACCUCCGCGCAGACUGCUUGUGGAUAGUAAAGGAGCUGGCCUGCUCAGUCUGGCAAAUGCUCGUUGCCAACGCAGUGCAGAGUGCUCAGGUGUUGCAGACUUGCUUGGAGGAUCCUGCUGAUCCGGUUCGUGCAGAGGCAGCUGCACUCGUCACUGCACUCGUGGACAACAUCGAGAGAAGAGAGGACCGCAAGCCAUUCCAGCCUCUCAUACCCGAGGUAAGCCGGGUUACAGCACAGUUGGCAUCAAGUAGCGAUUCGAAGCACUUGAACACGGUUCUGCUAUCCUUCCAAGCUACAGAAGCUGCAGACUUUUUCAAACAGCAUAUCGCUUCGCAUUUGAUGCCUGUGCUCUGUGGAAUUGCCAAGUCACAUCAAGAUGAAUCCUCACGAAAGUACGCCUUCGAGGUCAUACUUUCUUUUAUGGAGAGCAAGCCGAAGACAAUGGUCAAAGUCCCACACUUUGUCGAUCAGGCGUUGGAUCUCUGUAUCCACUUCAUGUUGCAGCUUUCUGACGAUGUGGCAACCUGGAUGCGGGAGGAUGAUGAAGCUGGUGAAGAUGAUGAAGAGGCCUACACUUUCGGCAAAGAAGCGGUUGAUCGACUCAGCCGUUGUGCGGCGAAGGUUGAGCAAUUCCUGCCUAUGCUUGAGGCCUUGAAGCAGGCUGUGACCAAGCUGUUUCAGACCGGCGACUGGAAGCAGGUAGUUGCGGGUAUCUCGAUUCUGUCCAUGAUUGCUGAAUAUGUGGAUGACGAGGCCACAGUUGCGCAAAUGAUGCAGGGCCUCAAGAUGCAGUUGUCUGCAACCCAUGCGCGGGUUCGCUACGCUGCGUGGGGAGCAGUCGCGCAGUUUUCAGAGGAUCAUUCUGACGUGCUCAGUUCAGAGGUCUGGGCAUCGCAGCUCCUACCGGAGUUCUUGAAAGGUCUUGACGAUUCCUGCGAAAGGGUUUGCCUUCGCAGCAUGGAGGCCUUUCAGCAUUUUGGGGAAUCUGUUGAACGUGAGGACUUGGAGCCCUUUGUGCAACCUUUGAUGGAGAAGCUUGGUGCGAAGAUGCAAGGAAGCGCGAAAAGGCAGAAGAAGGCAAUCACGUUCAUUGCCGUCAUUGCCGGACAGGCGGACGAUGCCUUUGCACCAUACUACGGGCAUCUCAUGCCGUUGCUAAAGCAGGUGAUCCAGAGUACCCUGCACAAGACGGAGGAGCGUCAGCUUCUUGGUAAAUGCUUCGAAUGCAUUUCCCUGCUGGCAAGAGCAGUGGGGCGCAGUGGAUUCCGUGCAGAUGCUGAACAGAUCAUGCAGGCCAUGAUCCAGGCAACCCAGAUGCCGAACUUGCCGGCCAAUGAUCCUGUCAAGGAGUACAUGAUGGCUGCAUCAGAAAGAAUAUGUGCAACGCUGAAAGACGACUUUCUGCCCUUCGUGCCGCACAUACUGCCUGGAGUGCUGGAAAAGUUUACUCUAGCACCCAGGGAGAUCGGCGGCCACGAUGAAAUCGAUGAGAACGAUGAGGUGAAUCUGACUCUGGUGAAUGAUAACGGUCAGGUCAAGGUUAUGAUCAUGUAUUCCUCCGAGAUCCAGGAUCUGAAGGCAGCACUGGAGUGCGUGCAUGAGUUUGUGGAAACCCUGGCAGCCUUGUACGCUCCGUUUGUUGCGGAGACUGCCAAGGCUUUGCUUCCAGUUUUCGACUUCUGCAUGGAAGAUGGCAUCAGGGAUUUGGCCUUCGAGACGUGGGGCCAGCUAUGUCGCAGCGCGCGACAGGGUGGUCAGGUUCAAGUGGUAACUGAGCUCGUCAUGGAGUUCCUCAAGCGCGUGCUUCCAAAGUUUGAAGCUGAGAAGGUGGAGUUUGCCGAGCUCAAGACGUGUGCAGACGGGAUGACAACAUGUCUGAAGGAAGCUGGUCCUGGAAUCCUCCAAGCUGAACAGCUGCGCCACAUCUGCCGCACAACCUUGACUGCCCUCGCCGAGUCGCUGACGCGAAGAUCUGAGGCUGCCAAGGGGCGGCCAGGAGGGACGCAGCAAGAUGAGGAUGGAGAGGAUCAAGAUGCAGAUGAGGACGAAGACGAGCAGAACCUUCGAAUAGCGAUGUGUGAAGUGGCCGGACCGCUGAUGCAGCACCACGCUGACAUGUUCAUAGCUGGAAGCUUUUCUGACUACUUGACGCUCGUCGUUCAGUGGCUACAGCCGACUUCUUCCAAAGAGGACCGGAAGCUAGCUUUGUUUGUCAUUUGCGACUUUGUUGAGCACCUGGGUGACAAGGUCUCCGCCCACUGGCCGCAGUUCGUGCCAAAGCUUGUUGAGGACAUCCUGCACCCAGAUGCAGAACUGCGUCAACCUGCGUGCUAUGGUGUGUACCUCGCGGCGAGGCUGCAGGCUUUCUCUCCUCUGGCCCUAGACGCUGCGAACAAGCUGUCACAGGUGGUAGCGCAAUCAAGACAAAGAUCGAAGAAGAAGUCUGAAAAGAUUGCGCAGGCCUGCGCAGACAAUGCGCUUUCUGCCCUUAUCGAGAUUCUCCUAGUCCAUCAUCAAGCAGUGGCCUCUGUUCAGGCGCAAGUUUGGAAUGUCUGGCUGAGUGGCCUGCCGUGUCAAGAAGAUGAGAGCGAGGGCAUUCGAAAUCAUCGCACGUUGUUAAGGCUCAUCAACGAGGAGAAACCUGAAGUUGUUGGCGAAGGAGGUGCAAACGUGCCAAAGCUCUUCGGGAUCCUUGUAGACGUAUACAAGACCGACAUGGCAGAUGAGUUGACAUCCCGUGGCAUUGGACAGUUUGCGCUUCGGCUGGGCGAGUCAAAGCUGGAGAGCUUUGCUGCUCAAUUUAGUGAGAAGCAGAAGAAGAAACUUCUUAGAAUAGUUCGGGAGGCACAGGCAGAAGCAAGUAAAGCUUGA